AUGGUGAAGCACAGGGUGGAGGUGCAGAACACGGGCGCCAGCGCGGGCCAGGCCGGAUGUCACAUCCCCGGCUUCCAAGACCUGACCCUGCUGGAUGGCGAGCAGGAGGAGGAGUCGCCCGAGGCGUUGCCCGCAGGGGAGCCCGCAGAACCCAGCAGCUUCCCCGACCGCGUCUAUGUCCUCGCCGCCGCCAUCUUCCAGAACGCUCACGUGGAGAAGCCCGCCGCCCACAGGCUGAUCAGCUAUGGGAAGAGAACCGACGAGCCCCUGCCCGAAGCCAGGGAAGAGGCCACGCAGCGGGCCGCUUAUGAGCUAACCUUCAACGCCCUUAAAUACCAGGAUCUUCUGGAAGACAUCAUGGUUGACAGCUGUUUUUAUGUCUCUCAGUCACUGCCCGAGGAUCUGAUGAGCCUGGCGGUGGUCAUGCUGUACGACUUCAUGGACAGGAAGUUUCUGCCGCGAGAGCGACCCGACGGCGAGGAAGAGGAGGACCUGAAGGACGUCAGGGAGGUGGAGAGCUGUCUGCUCAGAUUCAAGACCAAACUGGCGGCCUCUUUGGCGCGCUGCCGAAUUAAGCACGACCUCCUCACGAUAGACAACAUCCUGCCGGCCUGCGUGCGCAAGAACAAGGAGAGAGCCGACAGCCUGUUCCUGUACGCCUGGGUCAACACGCUGAAGAACAGCCUUCAGGAUGUGUGCACUGCCCUGAAGAGAGAGGGAUUCUCGCAGGUGAAUUCAAUCAGGCAGCUGGAGGGAUUAGCCUUCUGUCAGGACCCGCACUGCCGCGAUUUGUUGGCCUUCCCUCCCCGCCUCAAAGCCGACCUCGGCAGGACGGGCCUGCUGAGGGAGCACGGGCUCGUUAUUCAGGACAAGUCUCGUAGCCUGGCCCCAAACUCAGUGCGCCCUCUACUGGCCCAGGACAGCGAUGUGCUCAUGGCCGGCUCCUUCUCGGGUCUCACCAUCGCCCACAUGGCUGCCCUCACGGCCCCCACCUCAGGGAGCGUCCUCGUCUGUGGAGACGACUGGUCCCCCGCCCAGAGGGAGGAGCUUCAUGCGGUCUUAUCGAGCAUGGGGUGUAAAAAUGUGAAGCUGCUUGCUGAGAGCUUCCUGGAGAUGGACGAGUGGGACGCCCACAUGCAGAAAGUCCGGGUGGUCCUGCUGAUGCCCCAGUGCUCCGCCUCCGCUCUCAGCAACCCUGUGGAGUACAUCCUCAGCGAGAACGGAAAUGCUGACCUGCUGCGGGACCUGUCCCAGGGUUCGAUAACGCCGGCUAAACUGGACGAGCUGGUGGCCAGCCAGACAAGGGACCUCACACAUGCUCUGAAGUUCCCGAAGGUGCAGGCGGUGGUGUACUGCACGUGCUCCAUCUACCGCGAGGAGAACGAGGACGUGGUGCUGAGGGCGCUGGAGAGAGGGGUGGAGGGACCCAAGCAACAGCCAUACAGACUGAGCGUCCCGCCGCUGGCCUCAGGCGCGGUGCCCGAGGAGGGGAGCGCCAAGGAGAGGUUCUUCAAGAUGGAGCCGUCCGAGCAGAGCGAUGGCUGCUUCCUGGCUGUGCUGACCAGGGAGCCCAACCCUGCAGAGGCGGAGACGGUCCAGAACAUCCUGGCAAGGGCAGCCGCUAAGGGUCUACUGGAUGGCAUCGGUCCGAGCCGCCCGCCGAAGAAGGAAAGACGCCGGCGAAAGAAACAGACCACGCCCUCUCGACCCGCUGUACGCUCCCACGCGUCCUCCGGAAACCAGCUGCAGUCCCAAAUCGAGGAGUUCCUGAGCCGGGAGGGCAAGCUGGUCAGCUCGGAGCCCACCGUGGCCCCGCAGCAGUCUGGGGGGGCCGCCAAGACACACAGCCCCCGCAGACGGCCCCUCGCCAAGGCCACCACCGCAAACGCUAACACCAGCCCCUCCCGCAAAAACGCUGGCAAGGUUACCAACACCACCAGGAAGCCUGCUUAUCGGCGACCGGCCGCACCCAACCAGCCUGUUGCUAAAACUGGCCUGGCGGGCCCAGCUAACCCGCCUGUCCCCCCAGCCCCGCCCGGGUCCCGGCAGGAAGUGCUGAGGUCCAUGGAGUCUAGACAGGAAGUGCUGAGGCCAGCGGAGUCCAGACAGGAAGUUCUGAGACCCAUGGAGGCCAGACAGGAAGUUCUGAGGCUCGUGGAGGCCAGACAGGAAGUUCUGAGGCCCGUGGAGCUGGUCCUGCCCCCUGUCAGCUUCCCCAGCUCCAGCUCCCUGGGCAGUGGUAAGACAGGAAGCCCCCUGCCCCUACAGGCUCCCAGCCUUUUCUACCCCGGCUUCCGUGGCAGCUCCCAGGCCUCGCUGUCCCGCUCCAGCAUCGGCAGCAGCGGCAGCAGGGACAGGGCGUCGGCCGUGUGGCACCCGCGGCCCUGGAUGUGA
Megalops cyprinoides (Indo-Pacific tarpon) is the source of this 2394-nucleotide messenger RNA. Its product is annotated as putative methyltransferase NSUN7. The transcript has 12 exons. Bases 1 to 2394 code for a protein of 797 amino acids. Gene Ontology annotation, molecular function: methyltransferase activity. The record is from RefSeq and is a predicted model, not a curated record. NCBI's taxonomy places the organism in Eukaryota, Metazoa, Chordata, Actinopteri, Elopiformes, Megalopidae.